Messenger RNA from Ochotona curzoniae (black-lipped pika), 3822 nucleotides. RefSeq names its product SUMO specific peptidase 1 (gene SENP1). Gene Ontology annotation, molecular function: deSUMOylase activity. The record is from RefSeq and is a predicted model, not a curated record. The transcript has 17 exons. Gene Ontology annotation, cellular component: nucleus. Bases 585 to 2513 code for a protein of 642 amino acids. Gene Ontology annotation, biological process: protein desumoylation. NCBI's taxonomy places the organism in Eukaryota, Metazoa, Chordata, Mammalia, Lagomorpha, Ochotonidae.
AGCCAUUUUCUGCUUUCCUAGACUCCUUUGCAGGGAAGUGGAUCUGAAGUGGAGCAGCUGGGACUCAGACUAGCCCAGAUGAGAAACUGGCAAUCUGAGCAGCAGCUUAACCCCGCACAUAGCUGGCUCUGGAAGAGAAGCCUGCGUGGGGCCAUAAUUGGGACAAGGUGGCUCAACAUAGCACAAGGCGCACAGGCAGGAAGGACCUGAGUUAUCUGAUGUUGUGACCUCUUGUGCAUUGUGCAGUUUUCCUGCAGGGGUGCUCCCCGCUUGCUGCUUGUGUUGGUGCUCGGAUGCUGUGGCUUGGUCGUGACUGCUUAAUGACCUGGCACAGAUUGCCCAAGUGUUGGGAAGCAGCUCUGAGCACUGGUAGUUCCCUUGUUCCCCAUCAAGUCAGCCCUCCUUACACCUUAGACUUUUCACUCCUGAAGAAAACAAAGGAUUGGUACUUCUGAGUGGCUUUCUGAUCUGCAGUUAGAUAAAAUGGAUGUCUAUAAUGUUCAUUAGGUAAUGUUUCUCUUUUGUAUCUUUUCCUCAGUGAACUUUGUAUUGUUGCCAAAGUCAGUGAUGUGAGAAGACCUGACAUGGAUGACACUGCUGACAGGGCGAGGAUGGAUGCUGGCGAGGUGACUGUCAUGAACCACGGCUCUAUCCUCAGAUCUCACUUCCUGCCACAGACAGGCUUUCUCAAGGACCAGCCUUCAUGUUCUGACCAGCAGAUUUUACCUUCCAGGCGGGAUUUGGAGUCAUCCUUUACUUGCCCGAGAGGAAGUGCAGCUUACAACCCAAAUCACGACUCAGACAACCCUUUCUUAGACAGUUUUCUUGGCUCAGGAGACUUAAGAACCUUUGGCCAGAGUGCCAAUGGCCAGUGGAGAAAUUCCACUCCCACAUCAAGCUCAGCUUUACAGAAAUCAAGAAACAGCCGAAGUCUUUACCUCGAAGCCCGAAAGACCUCAAGUGGAUUAUCAAACACUUUCACAGGGAAGUCAAACCAUCACUGCCACGUGUCUGCAUAUGAAAAGUCUUUUCCUAUUAAGCCUGUUCCGAGUCCGUCCUGGAGUGGUUUGUGUCGUCGAAGUCUUUUGAGCCCCAAGAAGACUCAGAGGCGACAUGUUAGCACAGCAGAAGAGACGGUUCAAGAAGAAGAAAAAGAGAUAUACAGACAGCUACUGCAGAUGGUCACAGGGAAACAGUUUUCUGUAGCAAAACCUACCACACAUUUUCCUUUGCACUUGUCUCGGUGUCUUAGUUCCAGUAAGAACAUUUUGAAAGACUCACUGUUUAGAAAUGGGAACUCUUGUGCAUCUCAGAUCACUGGCUCUGACUCUUUAUCCUCCGGAUCUGCCAGUGUGAUCACUACCCAGGAGCAGCUGCCCCACGGUGUGUCUGCCCUCUCCUCUUGUACCCCUAAUGUUGGUACAUUUGGAUCCAAAGAUUCCAACCGUCUUCAUCAACCCCUCCGGCAGCACUGUCUUCCACAUCAACCAGACAACUUACCAGCUUCAAAUUCACAAUCUGAAGGAUCAGACUCUGUGAUUUUACUCAAAGUGAAAGACUCCCAGACUCCUGCUCCCAGCCCAACUUUCUUCCAGGCAGAGCUGUGGAUCAAAGAAUUAACCAGUGUGUAUGACUCUCGAGCACGGGAAAGGUUACGCCAGAUUGAAGAGCAGAAAGCACUGGCAUUGCAGCUUCAAAACCAGAGGCUGCAGGAGCAUUCAGUUCACGAUGCAGUAGAGCUGCAUCUUCGUGUGCCUCUUGAAAAGGAGAUUCCUGUCACAAUCGCCCAAGAAGCAGAAAAGAAAAGUCAUAAAGGAACUGAUAGUGAAGAUGAAUUUCCUGAAAUUACAGAGGAAAUGGAGAAAGAAAUAAAGAGUGUGUUCCGUAAUGGCAACCAGGAUGAAGUUCUCAGUGAAGCAUUCCGCUUGACUAUUACCCGCAAAGAUAUUCAGACGCUGAACCAUCUGAAUUGGCUCAAUGAUGAGAUCAUCAAUUUCUACAUGAAUAUGCUGAUGGAGCGAAGUAAAGAGAAGGGACUUCCAAGCGUGCAUGCAUUUAACACUUUUUUCUUCACUAAGUUAAAAACAGCUGGUUAUCAGGCAGUGAAACGUUGGACAAAGAAAGUGGACGUGUUCUCUGUUGACAUUCUUUUGGUGCCCAUUCACCUGGGAGUGCACUGGUGUCUUGCUGUUGUGGACUUCCGGAAAAAGAGCAUUACAUAUUAUGACUCCAUGGGCGGGGUGAACACUGAAGCUUGCAGGACUCUCUUGCAAUACCUGAAGCAAGAAAGCAUUGACAAGAAAAGGAAAGAGUUUGACACCAACGGCUGGCAGCUCUUCAGCAAGAGAAGCCAGGAAAUUCCACAGCAGAUGAAUGGAAGUGACUGUGGCAUGUUUGCCUGCAAAUAUGCUGACUGUAUUACCAAAGACAGACCAAUCAACUUCACACAGCAACACAUGCCAUACUUUCGGAAGCGGAUGGCCUGGGAAAUCCUGCACCGGAAGCUCUUGUGAAGACCAUCCUGGUUGGUGACUGUUGAUCCUGUUGGGGACCAGCUUUUUGUCGUCUGGCCAGAGACCUUGAAAACAACUGCUCCCAGCCUUGUGUUCUUAUAGAACCCUUUGCCCCUGGAUAGGCCCUGGCGAGAUGCGUUCACAAGCACAUCUGCCUUUUGUUUUGUAUCUCAGAUACUAUUUUUGCAAAGAAAUGUUGGUGCUGUGAAAGGGGUGAGGGACAUCCCUGACUGAGCUGAAGAGAGAGACUCUCUUCAUGUCUUCAGUUCUGCCAUCUUGUUCUCUAAGGGCUCCAGCCUCACUUGGCCCCUAAUGAGGGGAUUGGGAAAAGCUUGGAAAGGUCUUGGUUUGCCAUAAACUCCUGUUAGGCCUUACUAGGAUGUAGGAAAGGGCAUGGACAAAAAGUAGGGCUAUGAACCACCAGCAUUUCCGUGCACCAACGUCCACACACACCUGAGCACCCCUCGGGAUGGGUCAUUAGGAACAUAACUGAACUGGAUGCCAGCUUCUCAGUGACCCUGUUUGAAACCCUUCUGCUUCCAGACAAGGUUGUUUGGUCCUCAGUAGCUUUUUCCCUUCCUAAGGCACAGCACAUGAGCCUUGGGUGGACCCCCCAAAAUCCCAAGCUGUCCUUUCCCUCAAAGUAGAGGCUUGCAUGUCUGAGGACACAGGAUACUGUCCUCAGAACAGCCUGGAAGGAGCCAAGGUGUGGCCACCUGAGCCUUGAGCCUGGAAUUCCAACCCUGGGUAAAUGCAGGUCUACCUGGUCUGUGGCAACUUGGUUUAAAUUUCUGACCACAGAGAAUUUUAUGUAUUUUACAGGGAUAUGCUUUUUUUUAAAAGGAAAGACUGAAUGUGUUCACCAUUUAGCCUGUAGAUUGAUUCUCAUUUUCCAAAUCGCAGCACACUGAGGCCCUGCCCUGUGUAUACUUGCUGACAGCUCCUCUAGGGACUCUGGCUCUGCAAGUGGAUGGUGUCCCAGCCGAAGGGUGAUGGCCUUUGGGUGUUCCACCUAGCUCCUUGGUUCUUCCCAGCAUCCCCCGCCGAGAGCGCCUCAGGCUUGGAGGGAAACGACCCUCUGCCAAUAUGGCUUUUGUACUGAAGUUCCCAGACAGGAGCAUUUUCUGUUUCCUGCAUUGUCCUGGGUAGUUUUGUAUGAAUUCUCCCUGACCCAUCCUCAGCAGCAUUGUACUUUCUGCCUGGGCUUCUUGGAAGAUUUUACUCUGUUUUAUACCAAGCUUGUUUAGUACAUUUUUCUAUGUUUUACCACAAGUUACAAUUUGAAAAGAAAACUAUUUUUUUUAAAUAU